AUGGGUUUCGAUGGUGUCAUCCGGUUCUACCGGUCAUGUCUAUUUCAGAUCAUAAUCGUGGGACUGGUUGCAUUUUGCGAACCUGGAAUUUGGACCGCCCUUAACAAUCUUGGAGCUGGCGGAAAUGCGAGCCCUUUUCUGAACAAUGCCGCCAAUGCUUUGACGUAUGGCCUCAUGUCUGUCGGCUGUUUUAUUGCCGGGGGUGUAACCAACAAAAUCACGGCGAAAUGGACUUUAGUCAUCGGAGCCGCCUUCUAUACUCCAUAUGCGGCUGGUUUAUACUGCAAUAAUCGCUAUGGAAACCAGUGGUUUCUCUUAUUGGGGGCCGCGCUUUGCGGGAUUGGAGCCUCGCUGCUCUGGGCUAGCGAGGCUGCCAUUGCGGUGGGAUAUCCAGAACAGGAGAAAAGAGGACGGUAUGUCGCAAUUUGGAUGGGUAUCCGGCAGAUGGGACCGCUUGUUGGAGGAGCAAUAUCUCUCGCUCUCAAUAUCAACACGGCACACGCUGGGAAGGUCACCUAUAGAACAUACCUAGGGCUUGUUGCCAUCUCAUCCCUUGGAGCUCCGCUCGCAUUGUUUCUGUCACAGCCCAAAAAGGUCAUCCGAAGCAAUGGCACCAAAAUCCCCUACAUGAAGAAGACAAAUUUCAGAAUCGAAGCCCACGCCAUCUGGAAGCAAGUCACGAACAAAUACAUACUGCUCCUCAUUCCAGUCUUUCUUGCUGGGCAGUUUGGUACAACUUACCAAGGAAACUAUUUGACCACAUAUUUUACCGUUCGGUCCAGGGCCCUUGCCUCCUUUUUGACGGCUGUAGUUGGUGCUGCAGGCAAUCUGACAACGGGCUUCAUUUUGGAUCUGAAGUAUUUCUCUCGUGAAACCAGAUCUAAAGCCGUGUAUAUAUUUGUUCUCGUCUUCGUCACCGCGGCCUGGACGUGGAAUGCCGUGGUUCAGACAAAACUCUCUCGCAUGGCCGACCCGCCUACCUUUGACUUGGGCGACGGCUCCUUCUUCAACUCGGCAUUCACCGUCUAUAUGUUCUUCAAGUUCUUCUACGAGGUGCUACAGACUUACAUCUAUUGGCUGAUGGCUGAAAUCAAGGGGGCCCAGGGAGACGGCGAUAUCGCGAGAACAACUGGGAUUCUGCGAUCGUGGGAAUCUAUUGGCAGUACCAUUGCCUACGCCGUAGGAGCAACCCAUUGGCCAAAUUUGAAUCAGAUGAUAUUGGGCUUUGCGCUGUGGGGGUUCACGAUUCCGUUCACAAUCCUCGCGGUAUUUGGCAACUGGAAACAACCCGACGCGCUUGAGAAUGAGGAGCAAACAGACAGUAGUAGCUUGGAGGCACAGCGGGUGGUUGUGAAUUCCGAUGGAAAGGACUAG
Messenger RNA from Penicillium macrosclerotiorum, 1374 nucleotides. RefSeq lists its product as uncharacterized. NCBI's taxonomy places the organism in Eukaryota, Fungi, Ascomycota, Eurotiomycetes, Eurotiales, Aspergillaceae. The transcript has 4 exons. The record is from RefSeq and is a predicted model, not a curated record. Bases 1 to 1374 code for a protein of 457 amino acids.